AUGGCUUCCGUACCAGUGACCCCUCUCCUGCCCCCGGACCGCCGCCCCAUCGUCAUAUCAGGGCCCUCGGGCGUCGGCAAGGGCACGCUGUUCCGGCGGCUCUUCGAGUCGCAUCCGGACAGCUUCGCGCUGUCCGUCUCGCACACGACGCGGCCCCCCCGCGCCGGCGAGAACGACGGCCACGACUACUACUUCGUGUCGCACGACGCCUUCGACAAGCUCGCCGCCGCCGCCGGCUUCGUCGAGCACGCCGUCUUCGGCGGCAACCGCUACGGCACCUCCAAGCAGACCAUCGCCGACCAGUCGGCCAAGGGCCGCGUCGUCGUCCUCGACAUCGAGAUGGAGGGCGUCAAGCAGAUAAAAAAGAGCGGCAUCGACGCCCGCUUCGUCUUCAUCAAGCCGCCCAGCUUCGAGGAGCUCGAGCGCCGCCUCCGCGGCCGCGGCACCGAGGACGAGGCCUCCGUCGCCCGCCGCCUCGACCGCGCUCGCGACGAGCUCGCCUACGCCGAGACCCCCGGUGCCCACGACAUCAUCGUCGUCAACGACGACCUCGACGCCGCCUACCGGGAGUUCGAGGCUUUCGUCUACAAGCCCCGCCCGUGA
Durotheca rogersii is the source of this 603-nucleotide messenger RNA. Its product is annotated as guanylate kinase. Gene Ontology annotation, biological process: purine nucleotide metabolic process. Gene Ontology annotation, molecular function: GMP kinase activity. Gene Ontology annotation, cellular component: cytosol. The coding region runs from base 1 to 603 and encodes 200 amino acids. The transcript has 3 exons. Lineage: Eukaryota; Fungi; Ascomycota; Sordariomycetes; Xylariales; Xylariaceae. The record is from RefSeq and is a predicted model, not a curated record.